Messenger RNA from Bacidia gigantensis, 303 nucleotides. RefSeq lists its product as uncharacterized. Bases 1 to 303 code for a protein of 100 amino acids. The record is from RefSeq and is a predicted model, not a curated record. The transcript is spliced from 2 exons. Lineage: Eukaryota; Fungi; Ascomycota; Lecanoromycetes; Lecanorales; Ramalinaceae.
AUGACAGUCAAUCGCCAUAAAGACCAGACUGGACAUUCUCUUCUCACAAUCUACUGGGCGACACCACAAGAUAGCUCCUCACUCGACAUGAAAAAUAAAAACGAAUCGGAAAUACUACAGAAACUAAUCAAUGUGACAAAUGCCAUUCCUCGCGAGACGGAUGCGGAGGAGGCUGCGGAGGUUGAUGAGGUGGCGGAAGACAAGAAAAGAAGAGACGCACACCGCCAAAGACAAUUGGGCUUCAACGAAAGGAGGAAGAGAGAGCUCGCUAUGCUGGAGAAAGCUAGAGGUAGUACGGGAUAG